UUCCCUGUCAAUUUUUUUUUCCGAGAAGAUUGGUUAUUUACCUCAACUUUAGUUUGACUCUGCUAUGCGAUUAAAUUCUAUUUUUCAGGGUUUUCUAUAUUUUAUUUAAGCAAUUAUUUUGAGUCAUUCUAUUUAGCAGUUUAGGCCAAACGACAAAGUGCUUUAAUGCUUCUAUUCAGUUAGACAUUUCAUUGUAGUAGUUCAAAGAUUAAACAUGUAUUUUUUUGAUGAAUUAUUAUGAUCCUUUGUGAUUCCAUGUUUUUAUACCCUACUAUCUGUGAGAUGCAAAGAUCCAGUGAAUCACUUCCAGUCAUGGGGACUGUUGGAAUCACAAAUAUGGAAGGUAAUUCCCCAGAUGACAGCUUUAGGUAUCGUGUGGACGGGAUUUUCCAGAAGGUUGAUGAGCUUGAGCAAAGAGUGAUUGAGGUGGAACAAUUUUAUUCUAAUAUGAUUAAGAAACAACCAACGGCUUCGAAAGGUAAUUCAACUUUGAAGGAUAAGGAUAAGGAUAGACAUGUCCCAAGCAUAAAGAAACAGCAGCAAGAUGCAACAAAUAGGGAAGCGGCUGGUGCAAAGAGAAUGCAAGAGCUUAUAUUGCAAUUUGGCGUAAUCUUGCAUCAACUCUUGAUGCACAAGUGGGCGUGGCCCUUUAUGCAGCCUGUAGAUGUUGAAGGUCUCGGUUUACACGACUACUAUCAGGUUAUUGACAAGCCCAUGGACUUCAGUACAAUAAAAAAUCUAAUGGAGGCUAGAGAUGGUACUGGAUAUAAGAAUGUCCGGGAGAUGUGUGCUGAUGUCAGAUUGGUUUUCAAAAAUGCAAUGAAAUACAAUGAUGCAAAAAGUGAUGUUCAUGUAAUGACCAAAACCUUGCUUGGAAAGUUUGAGGAGAAGUGGCUGAUUCUUUUGCCAAAAGUAACAGAAGAGGAGAAAAGACGGGAAGAUGAGGAAGCAGAGGCUCAAUUGGAUAUGCAACUCACUGAGGAGGCUGCUCAUGCUAAGAUGGUUGGAGAUUUAAGCGAUGAGCUUUACGAGCUCGAUAUGCAUCUAGGAGAACUUAGAGAAACAAUUGUUCAAAAGUGCAGAAAAAUGUCAACUGAAGAUAAAAGAAAGCUGGGGGCAGCUCUUACUAGAUUGCCUCCUGAAGAUAUAAGAAGAGCAUUGGAGAUCGUUGCACAGGGCAACCCUGGCUUUCAAGCAACAGCUGAAGAGGUGGACCUUGACAUUGAUGCUCAGAGUGAAUCCACACUUCGGAGGUUGAAGGUCUUUGUGAAGGAUGCCCUCGAAGCUCAGGAAAAGAGCGAUACAGGCAAGGGUGGUAACAACAACAACAACAACAAAACUAACACUGCAACCACUAAUAAUAACACCACCAAUAACAAUAAAAGGAAAAGAGAAGUAUGUGAUGCCAUCGCCAAAACUGCAAAGAAAAAGAGUAAAAAGCCCACCUCUUGAUGAUAUUGACAUCACCUUAGACUCUUAAGGAUGUAUGUUUGGUUGUAAUACUAAUUGAUAUGAGCAAGUUUUGUAGGUGAACAUUUAAUGAAGUUUUUGAGAAAAAUGAGCUAGGCAGGUUUCUCUGUCAAGCAGAAGCAUGGCUUUCCCUUGAUUUGGGUAUUAGUUGUGAUACAA
Messenger RNA from Tripterygium wilfordii, 1629 nucleotides. RefSeq names its product transcription factor GTE1-like. The transcript is spliced from 8 exons. Bases 238 to 1452 code for a protein of 404 amino acids. Lineage: Eukaryota; Viridiplantae; Streptophyta; Magnoliopsida; Celastrales; Celastraceae. Gene Ontology annotation, molecular function: protein binding. The record is from RefSeq and is a predicted model, not a curated record.